CAUCACCUCACUUCCUUGUGUGGUGCAGCCGACUCUCCUAUUCUCCCCUUGCACAUCAGAAUGGCACCGUCAGACACCUACCAGGGCACCAUCCUCAUCAAAGGCCUUGCCGCCGAAGCUGGUCCUACUGUCGGCCCAACGUGCAGCACUGCCGCAACACCCCGAUGGAGCUCACGCAGUGGCAGCCUGUUCUGUGCGUACGCCAGCCCCGGUCUUGGUCUUUGCCUCCAUCACUGGCACAGCUGCGGCCAGCAGUGGCCCUGCUGGCACUUCCCCCUCGCACCCGAUGGCUAUAACAUGGCCACGGCCCCAUCGACGGUGGUAAGCGCAAAGGCCGAAACAUGGAGCCCGAGUUUGAGGUCAACACGGCGAAAGGGCAUAGCGACAAGCCUCAAGCCAAGCGCCCAUGGACCAACAAAUUUUCAACGCCAACACCAGCAUCCUGCCCCAACUAGAGGGCACCGGCCAACCUCAGCGUGGUUCGUACGUUUCGCGUCAAAGUCCGGCAAGAAUGCCCACCUGUACAGGACUUCGUCAAAGCACUGCAGACACUGGCUGGCUGGGCUGCUCCAGAAGAUGGCAGGUCUGGGGGCUGAUCUGAAC
Messenger RNA from Paraphaeosphaeria sporulosa, 603 nucleotides. RefSeq lists its product as uncharacterized. The annotation marks the transcript as partial. Lineage: Eukaryota; Fungi; Ascomycota; Dothideomycetes; Pleosporales; Didymosphaeriaceae. The transcript has 4 exons. The record is from RefSeq and is a predicted model, not a curated record.